Nylanderia fulva is the source of this 2276-nucleotide messenger RNA. RefSeq names its product tubulin polymerization-promoting protein ringmaker (gene ringer). Gene Ontology annotation, molecular function: tubulin binding. Gene Ontology annotation, cellular component: microtubule. Gene Ontology annotation, biological process: microtubule bundle formation; microtubule polymerization; positive regulation of protein polymerization. Lineage: Eukaryota; Metazoa; Arthropoda; Insecta; Hymenoptera; Formicidae. The record is from RefSeq and is a predicted model, not a curated record.
UUCAGUCUUGCUCACAGUCUUAUUCUGGCCAGUUCUGGAUAGAGUUACAGAAAUAGUGGUGUUUACAUCGGUUCGAUAAGAGUUAUUUUUAAUAAAUUAUCCAUUUAUGAAGGCUAAUAUAAAAAAAAGUAAAUUUCGGUGGGGAUAAUUAAACAGAACAUACGUAACAGAGACACAAAUAAAACAAAAUUCCAGCAUUUUGCGGAGAUAAACAUAUAAAAAAGCUGAAGAAAGCAUUUAGGAAAUGUAGAACUAUCGCAAAUGGCAUUGUAUAUAUCACAAAGUCAAGAAGAAAUUUGAAACGUGGUUACGCCAACUUUAUAUAAAACAGCGGUGGAUUUUGGCACUCUAGAUGCAAUUUGUUUUGGAACCCCUAUAUCAUACCUAGAGAUUUGACUUGAAGGUCUCUUAUAACAGUCAAGGUUUUAGAUGAGUGUCUAAUGAACAACCUAAUGUGAUUGAUGAGUAACAAAAAAUGCAAAUGAUAUCAUUUCAAGUCAUGACGUGUGGAUUUAAAGCAGAUUUUGCACUUAUAUAUCUUCCUCAACAAUUUAAUAAUAAAUAAUGUUUUUCACCUCUCAUGAAGCAUAGAGUGUCGUUUCACUUAUUUAUAUGUUAAUUUACUUUUGUUAAGUUUCGUUUUAGUUGAUUUAUUUUCUUCGUACACAUCUGCAUAAAAUGUUGAAUUCUCUAACUUGGAACCAGCCGGAUGAAUUCGGACGAAUUUGACGUGUGCAAUUCUCUUCCCUCGUUUCGACAGGAGCCGCCUGGUGAUGGAACGCAGAUUCAAAGAUGCGGGAGGGUGACUAUGUGCUUCCCGGGGCGAGAAGAUCGAUAGAACACAUGCGCGUCUGGCCGUGUCGCGAGGCGCACGAGUUUCUCCCAAACGCAACGCAACGGAACGCAACGCCACGCACUCUGCGUUCGCCCUCGAAUUUGUGCGCGUAAAAACAAUAAGCAAAAUCGUGAGAUACACUUUUGUGACAAGGGAACGAGGUCGUACGAGAUGCGCUAAUUUUUUUUCCCUCCGAGUUCGACGCUACUCCGAAACGUCAUCGUCGCCUGACGUCUCGUCGUCUACGACGGAAUUAAUAUCAACGCGCAUACUGACCUAGAAACGCUAAACGGGUCGUCAUCGUUGCUUCUCCCCCAACAGCCAACAGACGCGUGAUCACAAUGCAAACGGAAAAGAGUGAUACCGGUACUGAGAAAAAUAAGGUUGUCAACGAUGUCACGAAUGACGUUACGAAUUUGAAGAUCGAAGACAGUUCAACGAGUUCAACACCAAGCAGUCCCGGUGCUACUGAAUCGGGUAGCUUUUUAACGAGCUUCAAAGCGUUCUCGAAAUUCGGCGAUUCAAAGAGUGACGGCAAACUGAUUACUUUAAGCCAAAGUGAUAAAUGGAUGAAGCAAGCAAAAGUAAUCGAUGGAAAAAAGAUCACUACCACGGAUACAGGAAUUUAUUUCAAAAAGCACAAAUCCCAAAAGCUCGGUCUUGAACAAUAUAAAACAUUUCUCGACGAACUGGCCAAAAAUAAGAAAGUGGAAUUAACAGAAAUAAAAAAGAAAAUGGCUAACUGUGGACCACCCGGAGUUACAGCUGGUGCCAGUGGAGCCGGAAAGGUAGCAUCGACAGUUGACAGACUAACCGAUGUUAGUAAAUAUACCGGCUCCCAUAAACAACGUUUUGACGAAACGGGAAAGGGUAAAGGCAUAGCAGGCCGCAAAGAUAUAACAGAUACAUCCGGAUAUGUACAAGGCUACCAAAAUAAAGAUACGUACAAGGGCCAGUAGUACUCAUCUUUCGAUGAUAGAUAUCUUUAAAAACACGCGUAUCACAAACAUUCGCUGCUCGUUAUAGUGGCCUGAAUUUUUUAACGUAUCGUCGAUAAUCUGGCAGAUAUUUCAAAAAUUGUGCAUUUGGUAAAAUUUAAAUUUAUCAUGUUUGAAACGUAUUAAGAUAGCAAUAUUGCGCUUAACGAUUUUUGCCAGAUCGCUGAUAAUACGUUCGCAGCAAUCGUACUCUUAUAAUACUUCCACUAUUGAUAUUAUGUUGCAAUUAUUUAAUUUUCCCGACACAACAGUUUUUGAUGAGAAUAUUAUUUUUUUACUAAUUAAUUUAUUUCGUUAAUUAAAUUGACUUAUUCUUCGACAGUUCGUCUGUUAUUUACAGAUAUUCUUGUUAUUUUUUUCUGUUUAUUUUUGUUAAUCACUAGAUGAUACGAAUAAUACUAUUUUUUUGUAUUUAAUUUAUUUUGUUGGAAUUUUACGAAAAU